Messenger RNA from Drosophila guanche, 1666 nucleotides. RefSeq names its product facilitated trehalose transporter Tret1. Gene Ontology annotation, cellular component: membrane. Gene Ontology annotation, biological process: carbohydrate transport; transmembrane transport. The record is from RefSeq and is a predicted model, not a curated record. The transcript is spliced from 6 exons. NCBI's taxonomy places the organism in Eukaryota, Metazoa, Arthropoda, Insecta, Diptera, Drosophilidae. Gene Ontology annotation, molecular function: sugar transmembrane transporter activity.
UAGUCGCAACUCGCAUUCAGUUUGGAGUUUGUAUCGCUGCGAUGACGUUUAAAUUGCGGCUGGCGUCGCUCUUUGACGAUCCCAAUUGCCUGCUGAGUGCCAGGAAUCGGUAUCAGUUUUUGGUUACGCUGCUGGUGAACAUUGCCACCUUCUCGCAUGGCCUGGGCGUGGGCUGGAUGUCCCCAGUGAUGCGGGAUCUGCAAACUGCAAAGUCUCCCCUCGACUUUGCUGUGCUCGUGCAUGAGAUAUCCUGGAUUGGUUCACUCGUGGGCAUUGGCAGCGUCAUGGGCAAUAUACUAGCGGGCACCCUGCAAGAUCGCAUUGGGCGCAAAAUGGUCAUGUUCGGCAUUGCCAUACCCUAUACGAUCUUUUGGUGCCUCAUCUACUUCGUGCAGAGCGUGUAGUACCUCUAUGUGGGUCGUCUGAUGGCUGGCAUGACUGGCGGCGCCUGCUAUGUCGUUCUGCCCACAUUCAUUAGCGAAAUUGCGGACACCCACGUGCGCGGUCGUUUGGGCUCCAUGAUUUUGCUGUCGGUCAACACGGGCGUGCUCACAGGAUACAUCGUGUCCACGUCUGUUUCCUACUUUACAGCGCCACCUUUUAUUGUUGCGCUGCCAAUUUGUUAUUUUAUUUGCAAUUUCCUGUUUCCGGAAACGCCACAUCAUCUCAUACGCAAGGGUGAACUUGCAGCAGCGGAGAAAUCCUUCCGUUUCUACAAGAACACCAAGAGAGGAGACAGCAAGGCGGCGAGUGAGUUUGAGGAGCUAAAGUUUGCACUGAACAAAGCGCAGGUGCAGAGUGAUUUGUCCUUUAAUUACAGAGAUUUCAUCACCAAACCCGCCUUGAAGGCCUAUGCCUCAGCCUUGGCCCUGCUCAUUUGCAACCAAUUCAGUGGCAGUUUCUGCGUCACCACCUAUCUGUCGGACAUCUUUGCCGCCUCGCACACCACACUGGAUGUGGGCAUGUGCACCAUUAUCAUUGGCGUGCUGCAAAUUGUGGGCAACUAUGUGACGACGCUGCUGUGCGAUAAGUAUGGAAGGAGGAUCCUAAUGCUGAUCUCCACCUCCGGUGCGGCUGUCUGCUUGGCCACCUUUGGCUGCUUCACGUACUUUGCCGGCAGCCACGAUCUGUCCGUGGUGGGUUGGCUGCCCCUCGUCAUACUCUCCUGCUAUGUUUUCCUGUGCAACAUUGGCAUGGUUGGGUGUCUGUUUGUGGUGCUCGUGGAACUGUUUCCAGCUAAGAUCCGUUCAGCUGCUGUCUCCACCUUUGUGGUCAUACUCAGCUCCACAGUUUUUCUCACACUCAAAAUCUUUCCCAUUUGCAUGGCCGUGUGGGGCAUUUCCGUGACCAUGUGCUGCUGCAGUGUGAUUACGUUCUCCGGCUUUCUCUACUUUAGCUUCUUCUUGGAGGAGACCAGAGGCAAAUCGCUACUGGAGUCUUAGUUGAUUUACAGUCAAAGCCAACAAACUUAUCUCAGAGAGAGAGAGAGCGAGCGAAAGAGAGAGAGAGCGACAUCGCACCUGUGUGAGAUUAAGCCUAAGCCUAAGAACAGAAUUUAUCUUUAUGGCCAGAGGAUAUGCCCGGUUAGAUACUUAAGUUGAUUGUCCCCCCAGUACAGUGAUCAGCGAGCCACAGGCUAAUAAAGAACUAGGAAAUUAUAGUUAAA